GUUUGGUCAUUUGUUUUUCCAUUGAUUAUGUAAUUUAAUUUAAUUUAAUUUAUUAAGUGGUGUUAUUACACUGCUUGAACCCCGGGCCAACUUGUUAAACUCUCUGGCAGUCUGUCAAGAAUCUCAGUUGAAAUUUGAUUUCCUGACAGUCACCCACUGCUUGUGGAGGACAAGAGUGAGAGCUGUCUAGCUAUCCCGGCUAGCGGUGGGACAACAUGAGCUAACGCUAGGUGUUACAACAAGAAAGUUAACCAGCUACUUCUUGCAGCGAGAAGACGAGAAACGCACCUGUCGGACGGUUUCACUCAUGUGUUUCCGAUAGUUAACAUGUCGAAUCAGCUCCAGACGGCUUUCCCGAUCCAACAGCAGCCUAAUCUGAACUCUGCUCCUUUCCCACAGUGUUUUGUGAAACCUUUUAACAAUCCUCUUCAAAUCAAAAGGAAUGUAAUAACAGACGAUUACAGUGUAACAAGUCAGGUGCUCGGGAUGGGAAUAAAUGGCAGAGUGUUGGAAAUAUUCCACAAAGAGAGUGAAGAAAAGUAUGCACUAAAGAUGCUGCAGGAUUGUCCAGAGGCCAGACGGGAGGUGGAGAUCCACUGGAGGGUGUCACCCUGCCCCCAUAUUGUACCCAUCAUAGAUGUUUAUGAGAAUCUCUACCAGAACAGGAAAUGCCUCCUCAUUGUGAUGGAAUGUAUGGAUGGAGGUGAAUUAUUCAGUCAUAUCCAAGACAGAGGGGAUCAUGCAUUUACAGAAAGAGAGGCCUCGGACAUCAUGAAAAGUAUUGGAGAAGCCAUACAUUUCUUGCAUUCCAUCAACAUUGCUCACAGAGACAUCAAGCCAGAGAACCUGCUCUACACUUCCAAAAGGCCAGAUGCCCUCCUAAAGCUGACAGAUUUUGGGUUUGCCAAAGAAAUCACCACUUUAAACUCUCUAGCAACACCAUGUUUCACCCCUUACUAUGUUGCUCCAGAAGUUCUUGGUCCAGAGAAGUAUGACAGAUCCUGUGACAUGUGGUCUCUGGGUGUCAUUAUGUAUAUUCUUCUUUGUGGAUAUCCUCCUUUUUUCUCACAUCAUGGUCUGGCAAUAUCCCCAGGAAUGAAAAGACGGAUCUGUAAUGGACAAUAUGAGUUCCCCAACUCCGAGUGGUGUGAUGUGUCUGAGGAAGCCAAACAGCUAAUCUGUCACUUACUGAAAACCGAGCCUACCCAGAGAAUGAACAUCACCGAGUUCAUAAACCAUCCCUGGAUUAAUCAGUCAGUGAAGGUCCCACAAACGCCUCUUCACACCAGCCGAGUGCUGCACGAGGAACAAGAUGUCUGGGAGAAGGUUAAGGAGGAAAUGACAAAUGCCCUGCAAACCAUGAGAGUGGACUAUGAUCAAAUUAAAAUCAAAACCAUUGAAGACUCUACUAAUCCUCUACUCUUGAAGAGAAGAAAGAAAAGUAAAAACUCAGCCACACAGUCUCCAGGCUAGUGAAAUAAAGAUGUUUUAAGAGGUGUUAACCUCAAAUGAUUUUAAUGAUUUUUGGCAUUUUGGUAAAUGUGCUUUAAGGACUUUUGAACUAUGCAUUGAAAAAUAUGCUGUGUGUGCAGUAAGGCUUAUUCAUGACUCCUCUCACUAGAGGAAACAAAAAUCUACUGUAUGUGUUGUAUAUCCGGACAGUUGUAAUCAUUUUAAUGUACAUAUUUGAGUGAACUUUGUUGGCGUCAACUGACAGUUUUUAGGUUGUUUUGUCUCAAGUUUUUCUGUUCUCAGUGAUGAAAAACAUUUAGACUGACUUUUUGCCUUCAGGGUAUUGUUUAAGAUAGUUUGCCAGCAUCAUUCACAUGUGUCUUUUGCAUGACUUUUACCAGAAACCACAGCUUUUGUUUUGUAUGCGUACGUGAUUUCAGAAAUAUUUCUCCUUACCACAAUAUAGAGGAUUUCUUUCCACAUUGUGGUUGUGUAGUAUCUGAAACUCUUUUACCAUGUGUAGCAAUAAUGAAACUUGCUAUGCUAAUGAGACGGGCGAUAAUUGCAUUUGAUUGACGAAACAGUGCUAUCCACUGGACAACUGGUGCUCCUUUGGCAUUUAUUUUCUCCAAAGCAGUAAUAUAAAAGUAGUUGUAUGAGGUCUGAGUGAGGCAUGAAAAGAAAAGUGGACGGCCAUAAACUUUUAGAUGGUGACAAGAUUUACAGUGGAAGAUGUUGCACAUCACUAUUAUCAUGUCUUUUAGUCUGGAUUAAAUCUCUCUUAAUAUUCUCUA
This is a messenger RNA of Perca flavescens (yellow perch), 2246 nucleotides long. Its product is annotated as MAP kinase-activated protein kinase 2. Lineage: Eukaryota; Metazoa; Chordata; Actinopteri; Perciformes; Percidae. The transcript has 10 exons. Gene Ontology annotation, biological process: protein phosphorylation. Bases 328 to 1473 code for a protein of 381 amino acids. The record is from RefSeq and is a predicted model, not a curated record. Gene Ontology annotation, molecular function: protein kinase activity; ATP binding.